AGUGUCUGUUGUUCAGCCCUAUGCUGCUUAUUAAAUAUCACUAGUCUGUGUUUAGACACAUUUAUUGUCUGUGGAUUAUAGGGCUGUCCUUACUAUAGCCCAGGAAUAUUCCUCUCUCACAUCUAGGGUACAGUUUCUAUUAACCAUGUUUGUACACACAGCAUUUUGAUCCGAAAUCCCACAUCUUUGUAAGAUACAGAGUUUGACCACAAGGUGGAAGCAGAGCAUAAAGUAAAUCAUGAUCAGACAUCCAGGCAUUUUAUUUGCGAAUCUUCCAGAAGUUUCUAGUCACGUGCUGAAUCCAAACAAACGGAUCUUUUUAAAUGAAUCUUUGAAGUGAAUCGGAUCUACAAGAGUCAUUUAAAAACAUUUCACAGCCUAAACUGGGCAAAUAAUAUUAUGGAUGUUGAACUGUGUUUUUUUUAUGCUGCAAACAUUGUGUAUGGGUCAGAAUUAUUGGCACCCUUCAUCAUAUUGAACAAAGCUUAUCAUUUAUUUGUACUAUUUGGUGUCAACCAGAAGUUUCCCUUAGAAUCUGUUUUUUCCUUCCUUUAACCUGAACAAUGAUCAGCUAAUUAAACACAGAUUCACAUUUAAAACACAUGUUUUUAAUGAACAACCACCAAACACACACAAAACUGUUCUUUAAAACAGAGAACAGAAAUAACAAACAGAGACUGUUGUGCUAGUUAUUGUAGAGGUUUGUGGUUUGUUCUCAGUGUUCAGCUCUCCAUCUCACACAGUAAAGGGGAAGUGGUGAUGGACGACUACACGGCAAAAUCAUUCCUUCAUACUUUAACACAAGGCCUGUGAAAUUUCUAAAGUACUAAAAUCUGCAGAAUCUAAUCGAAAUGUUAAGGCAAAGACACAAAUCUCCAGAUGUAGAUCAUAUAAAAUAUUAUUAUACUCAUUUAAAAUUUCACAUGUAAGAAUGAAACCUGUGACAUCAUGGCUACCUGAGGGUGUACAAACUUAUGAUCACUUCAGUGUUCAGUUCUAAUGAACUUUACUGAAAUUACACUCUUACUUGUUAGAAUUCUUAGAUAUUGUAAAUGUAAUCAAACAAAGAGGAGAGAAUUUUAAACCUUAUUUCCACUAAAUAGAUCUAAAACGUUUCAUACCAAUCACACGUCUCCAUUGGUGAGAGAAAAGUGUGUAGUGAGCGUGUAGAGACUGAACACACUGAGACAGGACUUCCGCCCAGCGCUCUGAUGAAUGUGGGACAGUAAAGACGCUAAACUAACAGUAAGGGAAGGUCGUGAACAGCAGCAACACAACUGCACUGAACACAACGUUCUUCACUGAUAAUGACGUCGAGGAGAAACAGGAACAUGCUGGUGAAUAUUGUAGCAGAAAUCAGGACUCUCAGGACUCUUCUUCUCCUGCUGUGCUGUUUACUGUGUGAAGCUGGAGACGAGACGGUCACACUGCAGGAAGUGGAAGGAACCACUAUAACUCUCCAUACUGGGAUAACUGGGAUUCAGAGUGAUGCUCAGAUUCUGUGUUUCUAUGGACCUGAGAAAGCAGAGGAAAAGAUAUUGACUAGUCCAGUAUUUAAAGGACAGAGAGAAAUCAGUGAGAGAUUUAAAGAGAGACUGCAGCUGGACAGAAUCAGUGGAGCUUUAACCAUCAGGAACAUCAGCAGAACUGAUUCUGGAGUUUAUUUAUUACAAGUCAUCACUGGACGUCUCUCAUCUAGGACUUUCAGUGUGAGUGUUUAUGCUCCAGUAUCAACUCCAGUAAUAAUAAAUGAAAGAGGAAACCGAAGUGUGAUUUCCACAGAGUCGUGUUUCCUCCUGUGUUCUGUGGAGAAUGGAGAAGAUGUGAAGUUAUCCUGGUACAGAGAGAAUGAGAGAAUCUCCAUCACCAAUAACACAGAUCUCAGUGUUCCCCUCAAUCUCCCACUUCAAAUACAACACAAUGACAUUAACACUUACAUCUGUGUGUCUGCAAACCCUGUCAGCAAUAAAACAACUUCUCUCAUCAUCACACAGCUCUGUGACGUCUCAGACAAAUCUGAUGAUUCUCCUUCACUGCUUCCUGUCCUGAUAUCAGCUGGAGUUUUCCUGCUACUAAUACUAACAGGAUUUGUGUGGAUUUGGCUAAAAAGGAAAAACAACAAGCUCCUAAAGAAACUUGAGGAAGUGACUUUCACUGAGGUGACAAUUACAGCUCACAGUGCAGAGAGAGUUAAAAAGGAAGAAAAGUCCAGAAUACCAGAUGGUCAAGAGCUGAAUACCUUCGUGAUGUACUCAGCUGUGGAGACACUGACAUAAUUCAGUACAUAUUUAUUUAUCAAAAAGAACUUUACAUGAUAAUUAAUUAAUUUCUUUUAUAGGUCACUGAUCUAUAAUUCAUUUAUAUUUAAUAACGUUUGAAUUGUAGAGUUUGGAUUAAAAAUAAUUAACAUUCUCGAUCUGUGUACUUCAUUAAACUACAAAUAAAAACAGUUUACUCUUCAA
This is a messenger RNA of Tachysurus fulvidraco (yellow catfish), 2462 nucleotides long. Its product is annotated as signaling lymphocytic activation molecule-like. The transcript is spliced from 6 exons. The coding region runs from base 1308 to 2276 and encodes 322 amino acids. The record is from RefSeq and is a predicted model, not a curated record. Lineage: Eukaryota; Metazoa; Chordata; Actinopteri; Siluriformes; Bagridae.